Molecule: messenger RNA, 468 nt
Organism: Solanum verrucosum
Lineage: Eukaryota; Viridiplantae; Streptophyta; Magnoliopsida; Solanales; Solanaceae
Product: adenylate isopentenyltransferase 5, chloroplastic-like
Exons: 3
Coding region: 1-468 (155 amino acids)
Biological process (GO): tRNA modification; cytokinin biosynthetic process
Cellular component (GO): mitochondrion
Molecular function (GO): tRNA dimethylallyltransferase activity
Source: RefSeq, a predicted model, not a curated record
AUGAAUACUUUCAUUAACAAUAACAAGUUCAACAAAAAGAAAGUGGUGUUCAUAAUGGGAGCAACAGGAAUGGGAAAAUCUCGUCUUUCUGUUGACCUUGCCACCCAUUUUCGAGCAGAAAUAAUCAACUCGGACAAAAUGCAAGUAUAUAAGGGACUUGAAAUGGCUAAAAAAAGAUCACACACACUGAGAAACAAGUUGUACGGGACUAUUUCUAUUGCCUACAUAGAAAAUAUUUUGAAGACUCAAUGUGUUCCAAUUAUGGUUGGAGGGCCAAAUUCGCAUAUUGAAAAACUUGUGGAAGACCCUGUUUUCAUGUUCAAAUAUAAGUAUGAUACUUGCGUUAUUUGGAUUGAUGUAGAGCAAUCAGUCUUGAACCGUAGAGUUGAUAUGAGGGUUGAUGACCUAUUAAUUACACCAAAGGAAUCUGAUGGUCCAUUGGUGUUCCCGAAAUGGACAGAUAUUUAA